CCGCCGGGUCCCCGCAGCGCAGCCGCCAUCGCCAUCACCGCCAUAGCCACGCGGGGCCUCUCGGGCGCCCGGGGCUGUCCGCGGCGCUGCCUGAGCCGGCCCGGGGCGGGUCCGCCUGGCCAAGGACGCCGCCGCCGCCGAAGGCGAAAUGCUGGAGGCCCCACCCCUGCUGUUGGCAGCCUUCUCAUUGGGCCUGGUGCUGCUGGUGCUGCUGCUGUGCCACUCCUACUCGGGCUUCCUCCUUAUCUACUGGAAUGAGUUCGUCCUGCAGCCCCUCUACAACCUGUUCAUGGGCGACACCAAGGAGCAGCGCAUCCUGCGUCAUGUGCUGCGGCAUGCGGUGGCCGGGGACCCACAAAGUGUGCUGGAGGCCAUCGAUACCUACUGUUUACAGAAGGAGUGGGCUAUGAAUGUGGGUGACAAGAAAGGCCAGAUCUUGGAUGCAGUGGUGCGGGAGCAGCGCCCAUCGGUGCUGCUAGAGCUGGGGGCCUACUGCGGCUACUCAGCUGUGCGCAUGGCCCGCCUGCUGGAGCCCGGGGCCCGACUGCUCACCAUUGAGCUCAACCCUGACUACGCCGCCAUCACCCAGCAGAUGCUGGACUUUGCAGGCCUGCAGGACAGGGUAACCGUUGUGGCCGGGCCAUCCCAGGACAUCAUCCCCCAGCUGAAGAAGAAAUACGAUGUGGACAUGCUAGACAUGGUCUUCCUUGACCACUGGAAGGACCGGUACCUGCCAGACACUCUUCUCCUGGAGGAGUGUGGCCUGCUACGGAAGGGGACAGUGUUGCUGGCCGACAACGUCAUCUGCCCAGGAACACCAGAAUUCCUGGCAUAUGUGCGCAACAGCAGCCGCUUUGAGUGCACACACUUCACCUCGUACCUGGAGUACUCUACAGCAGUGGAUGGCCUCGAGAAGGCGGUCUACAUGGGCCUGGAUGGCCCAGCACAGCCUUGACCACCCACCCACCCUGCUCCAGGCUCCCUUGCCAAGCCUGGUUAUGAAAAGCACAACAGAUGCAUUCCUGCCAACCCUGCUUUUGCAGUUCUGGGGUCUGUCCUCAAUGUAGCACACUUGAGGCUUGUGAGGCCAAAGCCUGCCUACACUGGACCCUCUGCACGGCGACUCUGGGCUGUCACCACUGGUCCACCCUAAGUGCAGCCAGCUUACCAUGCAAAAUCACUGGAAUACAUCUGGAAAGUACGUUUGUAAAUACCAAUCAGGACAGGUGGUGCCUGUGAUGGUGUCACUCACUCCCACCAGCAUUUUCGAUCAAUUAGGUUUCUUACAUCGACAGGUCCUCAGGCACUGACAUAUUCAGCAGACAUUGGAAGUUGGGGGUGGGGGGGGGAAGUUGGGAACAUUUGGAAACUGUUGGGCUGUGCACUUAGUCUGUCCUUCAGGUUUGCCAUCACCAGGUGGCAGCAAUGCCUCAGUGAUGGCACUGUGCCCAACAACUCCUAUCCACUUGUGAUUCCUGCAUUCUUUCACCUUCUUGUAAAGAAUGAAACACAACUUUACUAACAUCAGCUCAGUGUUAAUAAUCCUAUAUGUCAGUAUCACAUUUAAAAGAUGCUAAAAGAGAAAUUAAAAAUCUAAAUAUUUAAAUAAAA
Molecule: messenger RNA, 1611 nt
Organism: Prionailurus viverrinus (fishing cat)
Lineage: Eukaryota; Metazoa; Chordata; Mammalia; Carnivora; Felidae
Gene: COMT
Product: catechol-O-methyltransferase
Exons: 5
Coding region: 149-955 (268 amino acids)
Biological process (GO): catecholamine catabolic process; dopamine metabolic process; developmental process
Cellular component (GO): axon; membrane; dendrite
Molecular function (GO): magnesium ion binding; catechol O-methyltransferase activity
Source: RefSeq, a predicted model, not a curated record